CGCGUUGGCACUCUCCACACUCCGGCAGCACGUUUCAUCUUUCCCUUUUCCCCCUCCCCUUUCAACCCGUCAAGAUCCAUAAUAUUUCUGCCUUUGCCAUUCAUUCUCUUAAACCAUACAUUGUUCAGUCUUUACUGCUGGGCCCUCGAGGUGCCUUUCACUCAUUCAUCUCCAGCCUCCUUUACGCACCUAGCAUUCUUUCUCCGCAAUCCGAUCGUCAGCUCUCAUCCAAUCCACCCCCUUUCUUGGCGCUCAGACAACCAAAAGAUCAACCCUCGCGCGCUUGGCAUUGCGAUCGAUACCCAUGAUCUGCUUGCACAUUCGUGCAUGAUCAGUCGUGACGAAUAACGCUGGAUGCCAGUCUGAAACACCAUCGCCGCCCUUUGUUGUCUCGUCGUGCGCUUGUCACGGUUGCCCCUGUCGGUCUUACGCCUGGCCCCCUCGAUCUUUCUGCCAGCCUCCUCCCAAAGCCUCUCAUAGUUAUGCGCCAGUCACGAGAUUGAGACAUCUUCCAACCUAGACCACUCUUUUACACCUGCUGUGUCGCGCUCGCUCUCUGACACCACUGCCUGACUCGUCAAACCUGAUCGUGACUUUACCCGGCUGGCCCGUGGAAGUCUACACUCGUCGCUCGACUCGUACACUCGUUCAAUCGCUCGCCAUCGCUACCUGGCAGGUCCGGGAUCACCGUCAAAAUGGGGUGCUGUGGUGAUCGCGAAAAGGGCGCAGCCUCGAUGGAAGAGAAGUGGGAUUAUGUGAACCUCGAUGAUUUCAAAUCCGACUCCUGCUGGACUCCCGUCUCCUAUUUCUUCCUCUGGGUAUUCAUGUUUGUCUCGUUCGCCGUUUAUGGCGUCGAUACCUUCACCGCUGUCAAUCUGCUAGCCUUCUCUCGCUGGAGUGGCCGUGUCGAACCCGCUAUUCCAUUCAAAAUCUCUCGGUGGAUUUUUGCCGUCUGCAUUCUCGUGUCGUUCGCUCUCUUAAUCUUUCGAUGGAUGUUUGCUAUCCGUGCGAUGCGUUCCGGCAGCAUCACGCGGAGCUACCUCGACCCUCUUGCGGUUCGCGUCCAGUGUUUCCGAGUGUUCACCAAGGGAGGUCGUGGAUGGAAGCGCUUCCUUGUCUUUGCAGAAUUGACCAAGAGUAAGAAGGGAGCCGAGUAUGUCGCCCUUUACGCAUACUUCUCCUUCCAGUCCUGGAUGAACACCAUCUUCGCUGAUGGGCCGCGCCAGGUCCUCAAUGCCAUUACGCUAUGGUCUGUCAUGCAGGCCGACCUGAUUCCAGGUGGUAAGAAUGCGGCGAAAGACAAUGGAACCUCGGACAUUCUGCAAUUCUUCAACAACGUGAAAAUUCUUGCAGAGGAAAAUAAUCUCCAAGCCGUGGUUCUGUUCGGUAUGCUGUUUACUCUGGUGAUCUGGGUUCUAUCGGUCCUGAAACUGGCAUCAGCCGUUAUUCUUUACUUGAUCUUCUUGUUCCAUCACAUUCCUUCCACGGAUGGAACCCUCAAAGCCUAUUGCCGUCGCAAGAUUAGCACCCGGUUGACGCGCAUCGUUCGGAAGAAGGUCAACAAGGCUUUGGCGAGUGGCUUUAAGCUACAGGAUCGCGCACCGACACAACCCAAUGUGGCAGGCGGGGAUAUCAAACCUACCUUGCCGUCCUUGCCUAAUCUCGAGUCGGAUAAGACGCCGGCUGUGACGACCCUAUCGCGUAGUACCACGCAGACGACUUUGCCUCCUUACACGCUGUCAAACUCGACUGCCACUGAGAAAAAUCCAACUUUGCCCAGCCUGGACUUUGAUAGCAAGCCUCCACUCACUCGGGCAAUGACUCAGUCAUCUGUCAUGUCCGAAUCGGAGUCGUUGACGGGUAAUGCGGCAGCGAUGGGAUACAGUCCACUGGAUCGCCAACACACCCCGCUGCCUCCUGUUCCACCUCUGCCGACAAGUAUGCCAAACAUGCCUCCCUCAAGGACCAACACGGCUCAGUCGAGACGUACUCCUGCCCCACAGCCGUUCGCCAAUGACGUUAGCCGGAAUAGCCCGGGACCUGGAAUGCGCAACUUGACCGAGUCUGGUGCUCAACCAUACCGUCCAUUCAGCCCUGCUAUUGAUUCCUAUGCUCGGUCGCACACGCCCGGUGCGGCUGUUAUAGAUGACUACUUUGACCGUUCACACACUCCAGGUGCUCAGGCCGCUUCUUAUGAUCCUUAUGGACCACCUGCGGGUUACUAUGGUGCUCCUCCCGAGGAGGAAUAUGAUGAUGGAUUCAGCGCUAGAGCUCCUUACAAUCAGGGGGCGCCCCCUCGCCCAAAGGAACAUUAUUCGUCCCAUGAUGGAUACCAAGAUAGGUCCUAUACGCCGGCGAGCACAGGGGCGAUGCCCCGUCCUCCGCCUGGGCGUUCAAUGACACCCGCUAGCACCAGUGCAACAUCGCACCCUCCCGGCCGGUCAAUGACAUCCGCAAGCUAUCGAAACACACCUGGUUCUCAAACAGAUGGACAAAUGCAGGGCGCUCAACGAUCCUACACAUCUUUCAGUCCCGAAAGUCCGGCCGACUCUCCAUCCGGCUACACAGCAUUCACUCCCAACGCUAGCAGCGCCAAUGCAAACAACGCUCCAAUGCCCUCCCAAACACCACAACCUCGUCUGCAAAGAAUCCAGGGCCCAUCUGGGUACCAACCCUUCGCACGAGCCAACACCGCAUCUCCCUCAACCAUGAACCGAGCCGGCCCUCCUGCAGGAUAUGGUUUCAACCGUUCAAAUACCAAUCAAUAUUGAUACUCUAUCUUCAAAGAGCUCUCAAAGUGAUUGGAUUUCCUUCUUUUUUCUCAAGAUUUAUCUCGAACCUUCUUAUGACCGUCUGCAGAAGAGCUGGCUUCUUCUCUUACCAUAAUGACCGGAUGUUUCAAACGAAGCUCAGGUCAUUGAUACCCUCCUUUUAUUAACAGCGAGCAAGUCUCUUGAAUUGAAAGCUGAAACGUUGUACAUACCCCCUCCAUAACAUACCCCCGUUCUGUUUAGCCUGGCCGUCUGUGCCAGAAUUGAUUUCUUUGGAUUACACGAAUUGAACAUUUAAAAAUACCUAAGAUCAUUCCUGGAGUGAAGUAAUAAGAAUGAAAGAUUUAG
This is a messenger RNA of Penicillium brasilianum, 3119 nucleotides long. The record is from the annotation of a GenBank genome assembly. Lineage: Eukaryota; Fungi; Ascomycota; Eurotiomycetes; Eurotiales; Aspergillaceae.